GACAACGAUGACGGUUACUACGUUUCUACUCGCGUUCUGGGUUAUCAGUUGAUGCACUCUCCGACCGCGGGCACCAAUGCCAGUAUCCCAUUCGUGGUUGUCGUCACGGACGAAACACACCCACGCAAACGCGCAAGACUGGAGAAAGAUGGCGCUAUAGUGAUUGAAGUGUCACGUAUAUCACCCGGCUGGGCAGUCCCAGGGGAUCCACGCUGGAAAGACAUGAUGACCAAACUGCGACUAUUUGAGCUUGUCCAGUAUUCAAAAAUCUGCUACAUUGAUUCCGAUCACUUGGUUACAGAUCGCUUGGAUGGGAUUUUCUAUGACGAGGCGACGAUUACGCAACAUACAUUACAGGAUACGGUCAACCAGCAUGAAGAUGAAGCUCAAAUGCCUAGGACGUACAUGAUGGCUGCCCACACCGAUUACUGGGGUUAUAAUCACCCUUACCCACCUCCUACCGAAGGAACCUACAUGAACUUCGGCUUCGCAGUCUUUACACCUUCAGUGGAGUUGUUCAAGUACUAUCUUUCCGUCUUAGCAGUACCCGGUCGUUUUGACAUGGGCAUGCAAGAGCAGAGUUUGAUAAAUUACGCGCACAGAAGAGAAGGAAAUAUGCCUUGGAAACCGCUGUGGCAUGGGUGGAAUGUCAAUUGGCCGACGGAAAAGGAUUGGAGGGCUGGUGCGAAGAGCUUUCAUGCAAAGUAUUGG
Aureobasidium namibiae CBS 147.97 is the source of this 711-nucleotide messenger RNA. Its product is annotated as nucleotide-diphospho-sugar transferase. Gene Ontology annotation, biological process: protein N-linked glycosylation. Lineage: Eukaryota; Fungi; Ascomycota; Dothideomycetes; Dothideales; Saccotheciaceae. Gene Ontology annotation, molecular function: glycosyltransferase activity. The annotation marks the transcript as partial. The transcript has a single exon. The record is from RefSeq and is a predicted model, not a curated record.